Messenger RNA from Parus major (Great Tit), 3623 nucleotides. It is a transcript of the gene AP5M1, whose product is annotated as adaptor related protein complex 5 subunit mu 1. The transcript has 8 exons. Gene Ontology annotation, cellular component: cytosol; late endosome; lysosome. Lineage: Eukaryota; Metazoa; Chordata; Aves; Passeriformes; Paridae. Bases 88 to 1542 code for a protein of 484 amino acids. Gene Ontology annotation, biological process: endosomal transport. The record is from RefSeq and is a predicted model, not a curated record.
GGCUCCUCCCCGGCCGCCAUCGGCACCGGCGGCAUCACCGCCGCCAUCGGCACCGCCGCCACCAUCGGCACCAUCGGCUCCAUCGGCAUGGCCUUGCGGGCGCUGUGGCUCCUCAGGCACGACCCGGCGGCCGGUGGCGCCGUGCUCUUCUCCAGGCGCUACCCCACGGUUGAGCUGCGCGCCGAGACCUUCAACGGCUCCACACACGUCCCUGUCCCCUCGGACAGCGCCUUCCUCAAGGCCCUGCUCUUCGAGCUGAGGCUGGUGGACGAGCACGUUUUCGUGGAGCAGCGGGACACCUGCACCCGGAUCAACCAUUCCUGCGUGCAUUCCGUGUCCACCGCCGCGGGGGAGCUGUGGCCCGUGCUGGCCUUCCACAAGAGCGGCCUCAUCUACGCCUGUGUCCCGCUGGUGGAGGGGACCCUGGAGCCACGGCCACCCCUCCUCACCGUCAGCGGGCUCUCGCAGGGACUGGCUCUGUUGUUGGGCAUCGUGGACUACGUCUCUCCCAGCCGGAAAAACGAGGCUGAGCUGAACGCAAAGAUCGGGCAGCUCCGAAAUCUGCUGGUCCAGGCCUGUCCCCUGGGCACCCCCCUGAACACCAACAUCCGCAGCCUGAGCAGCUCCUUCGAGGACAUCCAGGAGAUGCCUGCGGAUAAGGAUCAGCCAGCCUGGAGAUCCAGCACCUACAAGGGCAAACCUCAGGUUAAUGUCUGCAUCACUGAGAAGGUCAAGUGUAUGCAGUAUGACCAGAGGGAUGUGGUGGACACGUGGCAAGUUUAUGGAACUGUGAACUGCAAGUGUGACAUAGAGGGAUCUGCACCAAACGUCACCCUCAGCCUGACCCUCCCCACAAACGCGCCCCCGCUCCAAGACAUCGUGGUCCAUCACUGUGUGACUUCUGUGGACCCUGCCAUGCUGAUGUCCACCAGUGUCGAGCCUCUGCAUGAUUCUGUCUACAAUGGGCCUUACAAAUUCCCUUUCAUUCCUCCUUCAGAUUCCUUCAACCUCUGUUACUACACUUCCCAGGUUCCUGUUCCACCAAUUUUGGGAUGUUACCAACUCGUUGAAGAGGGAUCACAGAUAAAAAUAACGGUUAAUUUAAAGCUCCAUGAAAGCAUAAAGAAUUCUUUUGAGUACUGUGAAGCUCGUAUACCUUUCUUCAACAGGGGCCCCAUUGCUCAGUUAGAGUCCAAAGUUAGUUAUGGCCAACUGGAUUUAUCCCGGGAAAAGAGCCUCCUGGUUUGGGUCAUUGGACAGAAGUUCCCCAAGUCUUUGGAAGUUUCCCUGACUGGAACUGUGUCUUUUGGCACCGCAGGCAAAGAGCACCCGACUGAUUACGUGUGCACUGGGAACACUGCUUAUGUAAAACUGUAUUUUAGGAUCCCAGACUUUACACUUACUGGAUGUUACGUAGACCAGCAUUCUGUUCAGAUCUUUGUUCCAGGGAAGCCCAAAAUUACUGCAUGUACAGACAUUGAGAUCUCCAGUUACUCCCAGUUACUUCACUGGUUUCCCAUUGCAGGAUGGGAAAGGUUUUAGCAUCCUAUUCCUGUCCUGAAGUGACAAGAAUCUCAUCCAGCUCCAGAUUCAGAGACCAGUUCAAAGCAGAAAUUCUUUAUUUGUACAAGAUGUAUACAGAAUACACACCAGUCAAUAGUUUACAAGGACUUCCAAGAGGAUGAGUCUGGCAUGAGCAGCACUUCUGAAAGUGGAGGCAAGUUUAAUUAAGGAAUCUUUAUUGCUUCUGCCAGUAGAAGUGGUGAGUUACCUUGCAGACAUGUCUGUGAACUGCUUGCUGUGAAAGCAGAGGUGUGAACUGUGUUUUUCAGCUCACAAGACCAGUUCUGAGGAGACAAAAUCAGCCAAGCUUGAGGAGAUUCCAGAAACCAUCAAUGAGUUUUUCCAGGAAAAGUUGGCGGAAAAAGUUUCAAUUUACAGAUGCAAACCUUGGAUUUUGAAAUCUGCAGGAACACAGGAAAUGGACUUUAGGAAAGUUAUCAGGAAAUGUGCAGAUUCUGAAGGGCUGGUGAGGAGCUGCCAGAACCUGGAGAGCAGCACAAAAGCAGAGGAUGCUGAGUCCUAACAGAGCUGCUCCUGCCCUGCCUCGUGUUUCACUGUGCUCUGUGGGGUAAAUCAGAUUAGGGAUUGUGCAAGGAGGGGAGUUUUAAGCUAUAAUCUGAAAAAUACUUAAAUUGAUCAUCAGAGUAAUCUGAUGGGUUAGUUAAGUGUUCUAGAGGGUGGAUUUGUUCCUGUGAAACACAGCUGAGCUGAAACUGCUGUGCAAACUUAGCAAACAGAGCUAUGCUCUGUGCCCAGUUUCACACAGGUGAUGUGUCUGUUCUGUUCAGCAGCAAAAGGGGAGUUUGUGAUUUUGCCCAGGACCCAGCCCCUCCCUGCUGGAGUUGUCCACGUGCCUGGACACCACAGUGUGAGUGGGAAGAGGAGCUCUCUCUGCAGGAAGGGUUUAGAGCAUGUUCUGGACACCAGGCCACGGUGUUUGGCUUCCACCUACCCAUGAGAAAGGUGGGAGCUCUGCUCUGCACAGCAGCACUCUGCAGGAGUGGAUUUUUUUACUCAAAUACCCCCCAGUAAAUUCUGGGAAGCAAUGGCACUACCUAAAUUCAUGGUAUCUUAGGAGAUCCUUUGCACUUAAUAGAAGGGAAUUCUUCUAAAUCCUGAUCCUUUGUUUCCUCUUGCCCAUGUCUGACUCUUUCAUGGUUGAAAAUUUCAUGAGUUGUGGUGCUCAGAAAUGGAGGGCUCUGGCUUUGAUAAGCUAAAAAUGCCAUUUAUUUUACAGAAGCUGUGAAUUGAAAUGAUGAACUGGAUGUAUGAACUGUUUUGCACACACCCAGAAGGGCAGGUUUGGAGGGAGGGAGGGGGAGGUGACAUUUCCCUUCUAGCCCUGAGCAGUUUUUCACAACCUCACAUCAGCCAUCACCUGUUUUGAUUUGUUAUCAAGGUUUGCUCCAUAAUUGCUGCAGUGCUCUGCUCAGGGACAGCUCUGCAGUGAGAAAAGUGGGGGAAGGAGCCCUGUCUGCCUUUUUUAAGAGUGGCUGAGAUCUCUCUGCAGAUGUGAGUGUGCAGCACACCUUGUUCUUUGGAAAGCACCAGGAACAGGGAAGGCAGAAAAACACACCAGCACACAGCUUCAGCCAGCCUUGUGCAACCCCUGUGGGACACCCAGGCUGGGGGAGAAGCCAGAGGGAGAGCUUCUCCUGGCCUUUGGAAGGGCCCAUGCUCAUGGAUCCUCCAUAAAUAUUAAUAAGUUAUUAAGUAGUAAGCUUAGUAGUAAACUCACUAAAUUAGGGGACUCUGGGUAGAUAACACUGGAAGAGUUCAAGGAGUGACAAAUGACAAAAUUUUCUGUAUUUCUCUGUUUGCUCUAGUUGGCCAGAUAAUUUCACUGUUUCUUUAUGUGCUCUGACCACUUGUCCUGUUUUCUGAAAGGAGAAAAGCCCUUCAAAACCUAAAUCAGGAAGAUCUGAUGUAGAGCUCACAUGAGCCUGAGGACUCCCAGGGCAGAGCUGGUACCUAAGAGAGGUUCUGGUGAGCUCUAAAGGUGAUCAAGUUCAGUGGUGUUCCUUUAACUCUUUAAUAAAAUAAACAAGUUUUUAAUCCAA